This is a messenger RNA of Odocoileus virginianus texanus, 2338 nucleotides long. NCBI's taxonomy places the organism in Eukaryota, Metazoa, Chordata, Mammalia, Artiodactyla, Cervidae. The record is from RefSeq and is a predicted model, not a curated record.
AGAAUUCAAUGCAUGCUUUCUUUUUCUUCAGGUGAAUCUCUGUUUUGACCAAUUUGUUUAUAAGCUGGCAGACCAGAUAUUUGCAUAUUAUAAGGUUAUGGCAGGAAGUUUGCUUCUUGAUAAACGGUUACGAUCAGAAUGCAAGAAUCAGGGCGCAACCAUCCAUCUCCCGCCAUCGAACCGCUAUGAGACACUGCUCAAGCAGAGGCAUGUGCAGGUGAGCCAGGCCUCUCCUGGGUGCAGGGAGAUACAGAGCCGGCAGCGGAAAAGUGGGGUUUUUCCUAGAGCUUCUCAGAUUUUAAUGGACGUCAGUAUGUAUGUGGAGCUGGAUGGCCUCUUAGAAAUCAACCGCAUGACCCACAAGCUGCUGAGCAAGUACCUGACUCUGGACAGCUUUGAUGCCAUGUUCCGGGAGGCCAACCACAACGUGUCUGCACCUUACGGGAGAAUCACCCUCCAUGUCUUCUGGGAGCUCAACUAUGACUUCCUGCCCAACUACUGCUACAACGGCUCCACCAACCGAUUUGUUCGUACAGUAUUACCAUUUUCUCAAGAAUUUCAGAGAGAUAAACAGCCAAAUGCACAACCUCAGUAUUUGCAUGGAUCAAAGGCUUUAAACCUGGCCUAUUCGAGCAUCUACGGCAGCUACCGGAACUUCGUGGGACCCCCGCACUUCCAGGUCAUUUGCCGGCUGCUUGGCUACCAGGGCAUUGCAGUGGUCAUGGAAGAGCUGCUGAAGGUGGUCAAGAGCCUGCUGCAAGGCACGAUCCUACAGUAUGUGAAGACGCUGAUGGAGGUGAUGCCCAAGGUCUGCCGGCUGCCGCGACAUGAGUACGGCUCCCCUGGCAUCCUGGAGUUCUUCCACCACCAGCUGAAGGACAUAGUUGAGUAUGCAGAGCUGAAGACGGUGUGCUUCCAGAACCUGCGGGAGGUGGGCAACGCUGUGCUCUUCUGCCUGCUCAUAGAGCAGAGCCUGUCUCUAGAAGAAGUAUGUGACCUGCUGCACGCAGCCCCUUUCCAGAAUAUCUUGCCAAGGGUCCAUGUGAAAGAGGGAGAGAGACUUGAUGCGAAAAUGAAAAGACUAGAAUCAAAGUACGCUCCACUGCACCUUGUCCCUCUGAUCGAAAGACUCGGAACUCCACAGCAAAUUGCGAUAGCAAGAGAGGGGGACCUGCUGACAAAGGAGCGUCUCUGCUGUGGCCUGUCCAUGUUUGAAGUCAUCCUGACUCGGAUCCGGACCUUUCUGGACGACUCCAUCUGGCGCGGGCCUCUGCCCAGCAAUGGGGUCAUGCACGUGGAUGACUGUGUUGAGUUUCACAGAUUGUGGAGUGCCAUGCAGUUUGUCUACUGCAUUCCUGUGGGAACACACGAGUUUACAGUCGAGCAGUGCUUCGGCGACGGGCUCCACUGGGCUGGCUGUAUGAUCAUUGUGCUCCUUGGGCAGCAGCGGCGCUUUGCUGUGCUGGAUUUCUGCUACCAUCUGCUCAAAGUCCAGAAACAUGAUGGCAAAGAUGAGAUUAUCAAAAACGUGCCUUUGAAGAAGAUGGUGGAAAGAAUUCGCAAGUUCCAGAUUCUAAAUGAUGAGAUAAUCACUAUCUUGGACAAGUACUUGAAGUCAGGCGAUGGAGAGAGCACUCCUGUGGAACACGUCCGCUGCUUUCAACCACCUAUCCACCAGUCCCUGGCCAGCAGCUGAGGGAGUGUGUAUCACCUGUUUUUGAAGAGUUCCAGUACUGACUGCAUUUAAGAUCUAGAAGGGCAUGUUUUUCUUUCCAUAAACUAUUUAGUGGGAUUUUUAGGAACUAUUUUUCAGUAUUUCUGUGCCUGUUAAAAUAAGGGGAUGCUUUUCAAUCUAAAAGCUUGAUUUUAUAAAAUUGACUUAUUUUUCUACACUAAAAUUGUAUAUACUUUUGGUAAUUGGAAAAUCUGAGAAUGUUGACUGCAGAUUGUUGCCAUCAUGUUUUUACAGAAUCAUUUUCCAUUUUUCUAUGGAAUGUUCCAACAGCUAGCUAUGUCAUGAAGUGCUGCUGAGUUCAUCCAUUUGUCCUGUUAACAAAGGAUCUGUAACAUUUAAGGAAAGAUUUGUGAAUUUAAGCAAGAAACUUAAUACCAGCUAAUUGUAAUAAAACCCGUUACCAAUUAGAAUUAAUGAUUAGCUUUUGUUGAGGGAUUUUUCUGAUUUUUUUAUGAAAACCUUUUCUAAGUCAUUCCCCUUUCCCUUUUUGUGCGUUUCAGAAAAUAGUGAACUUGAUUUCUCUGUUCCUACUAAAUCCAGCUGUAACAAAAUCUAGUUUGUGACAGGAUUUAAAGGUUGCAGAAAUAAAACUAAUGGAACCUG